ACACGUCCUGCCACGUAACGGCGAGACCACUCAGAACUCCAUAGAGCAUUAGCGCUCGUGUCGUGUCAGAGAGCCAAACACAGAUGGCGUUCCACAGAACAAUGGCCCGGCGCCUUUGGGCAGGCAAGAACGCGGCCGCCAGCGGCGCAGCCAAUCCCAAGCCUCCGGCGGCCUGCCCCGCACCCCUUGCGCGGCGGCCGAUCCCAGCCGUGGACGACUGCCCGACGCUCGCAUUCCUGCGGCCCAGGCCGACGAAGGUCGUGUACUCCACCGCGACCGUCCCGCUCCCGGCGCACUGCUUCCCCGCCCUCCCCGUCGGCGACCAGCUCUUCCGGCGGCUCCGGCUCGACGGGCUUGCGCCGCCUGUCGCGAGCACGGUGACGCGGCCGCCCGAGGAGGCGGGCGUGACGGUGGAGCAGGCGAGGAAGGUGGCGAGGGCGGCGGAGAUGGAGGCGGCGAGGGCGAGGCUGAGGUCCCAUGCCCAGAGCGUGGUGUCCGGGUCGGAAUUCGCCGCGCUCUGCGUCGACAUUGCCGGCAGCGUCGAGGGCGGCCGCAGGCUCGCCCGGGCGCUCGACGACUCCGGCGUCGUCAUCGUCCUCGGAGACGCCGUCUUCCUCCGCCCCGACAUGGUGGCGAAGGCGAUCGGGAGCGUCAUCCUCCCCGCGGCGAAGCAGCAGGAGCUGGCGCCGCGCGCCGGCGGCGAGGAGAGCGAGGCGCGGCGGCGGGAGGAGCUGGACGCGAUGGAGUCCCGGAAGGCGGCGAUCGACGCGGCCGCGGCGGCGCAGGUCCGCCGCGAGCUGUGGUGCGGGCUGGGCCUGGUGGCGGCGCAGACGCUGGGGUUCAUGCGGCUCACCUUCUGGGAGCUGUCGUGGGACGUGAUGGAGCCGGUGUGCUUCUACGUCACGUCGCUCUACUUCAUGUCCGGCUACGCCUUCUUCAUGCGCACGGCCACGGAGCCCUCCUUCGAGGGCUUCUUCCGGAGCCGCUUCGCGUCCAGGCAGCGCCGCCUCAUGCGGGGGCGGGGCUUCGACGUCGCCCGCUACAACGCACUCAGGCAGGAGCUCGGGCUCGACGGGGGCCCCUAGCGGACGCUCGUGCGUCGCCAGGCCCUCCCAGCGAACAGUGCAUUUACUGUUUUUCUUCCCCAUUCA
Messenger RNA from Panicum virgatum (switchgrass), 1151 nucleotides. Its product is annotated as calcium uniporter protein 2, mitochondrial-like. Gene Ontology annotation, molecular function: calcium channel activity; uniporter activity. Lineage: Eukaryota; Viridiplantae; Streptophyta; Magnoliopsida; Poales; Poaceae. The record is from RefSeq and is a predicted model, not a curated record. Gene Ontology annotation, biological process: calcium import into the mitochondrion; mitochondrial calcium ion homeostasis. Gene Ontology annotation, cellular component: mitochondrial inner membrane; uniplex complex. The transcript is spliced from 2 exons. The coding region runs from base 84 to 1085 and encodes 333 amino acids.